This is a messenger RNA of Cydia pomonella (codling moth), 2014 nucleotides long. RefSeq names its product activating signal cointegrator 1 complex subunit 2 homolog (gene Cpr66D). The coding region runs from base 78 to 761 and encodes 227 amino acids. The transcript has 5 exons. NCBI's taxonomy places the organism in Eukaryota, Metazoa, Arthropoda, Insecta, Lepidoptera, Tortricidae. The record is from RefSeq and is a predicted model, not a curated record. Gene Ontology annotation, cellular component: extracellular matrix.
GACUGCACACGCACCAUACGAGACGUGACGCGCGUGUGUUGUGGCCUUAUUUUUUACUUUUUAAAAAGUGUGUGAAAAUGUUGCGUAAGUGCGUGGCGUUGGCGGCAUUGGGGUGUGUUUUGGCGGGACCCGCUCCUAGGGCACAGCAUCAGCAGUAUCAAGUUCAACAACAGGAACAGCAAGAAAUCCCCCCACACCUCCUGAGACAGUACUUGGCACAUCAAGCACCAGCGCAGACGCAGGUCCUCGCCCGCCCACAACCAGCACCCGCUAGACUGCCAUACCAAGUACAAGCCGAGCCCCAGUACCAGCAGUACCAACCAGCACCUCAACAGUACAGACCCGCACCUCAACCUCAACCUCAACCACAGUACAGACCUCAACCUGCUCAGUACCAGCCCGCGAAACAACAGGACGCCCGCGAGCCUGAAGACUACGAUCCUCACCCAUCCUACCAGUUCGGUUUCGACGUGAACGACGACCAGUACACCAACUACCAGAACAGGAAAGAGCAGAGGGACGGUGACGUCAUCAAGGGCUCUUACUCCGUCGUGGACAGCGAUGGGUUCGUCAGGACCGUGACGUAUACUGCUGAUCCUAAGGAAGGCUUCAAGGCUGAGGUAUCCCGGCAGCCCACCGACAUCGUGGUAAAGAUCCCCACGCCCAAACCCCAGCUGCAGAUCCAGCCGCAGCCCCAGGCCCAUCCCCAGCACCAGCACCAGCAGCAGCAGCAGCCCCAGUACUACCGUUACCAACAGUAAUUAUAAGAAAUGGCCGAAUAGUAACAAAAGAAAUAACCUGGAAAUUGACAAUUAAAAGAAUAUAGUAACAUGAGCAUUUCUAGAAAAAACAGCUUGUAUCAUUGAUAUAUAUCUAAGGCCUUACGGGCAAUAAGAAUGGGGUCAGUACAGCGGUGUCACGCACACGAAUUCGAGCCAAUCGUGCAGUCUAACGACACAAUUCGAUUGGUUGAUGAGUUCGCAUCACGCGCGCGAUUGGUCGCAACUAGUUGCGUUAGACUGCACUAUUGGCUCGAAUUUGUGAGUGACACCGCUGAAAUAGCACCAUUCUUAGUGCCCGUAAGAUAGAUAUGUCAAUAUAGUCAAUGGCUAGCUAACUCAACCGCAAUUAAGUUCCCAUUUUGUUACCAUAUUUAUUAAAUAAAAAUAAAAUAAAGCAUUAUUAUUGAUUAUUUUUAUAGUUAAAAUCUCAUCGAGUAUAAUUGUAUGUUUAAUUGUUAAAAAUAGAUCAGUAAUAAUAUUGUAAUCAAAAAUGGUUACAAAAUAGGAAAGUUAAAUGAGUUUAGUUGGCUAUACUUAAUGUAUUAUUAUUUUUAGAAAUGCUGAUUAACUUUCAUUUUAUAAGGCGUAUGCUCGCAACAAUAUCAAAUUUAAAGAUAGGCUCGUUCAUAUAGUGCCAAACGAACACGUGUGCACCAACAAACAUGUGCAAACGCGAUUUGUGCACCAACAAAUUGGCACUACUUCGUAGUGCCCGUAAGCAUCUUUACGAGUCAAGUCCAUACAUAGAUAAAAAAAAGUAAAUAGUUUUUAGCUGUGGCCAUUCCUGUCGACCCACAAUUUGGUGCUGCAUAUAUUAUCAAAGCAAAAUUUCAUACGUAUUUGGCAUUUUCAAUGCUAAAGACAUGUUUAACUGAAGAAGGUAGCCGAAAAAAAAAAUCAAUUUAUGAACUUUUGAUAAUGUAUAGCAGAGUAAAAGCUUUAUACAAUUAAAUUUUAUUAAUAUUUGCAGAUAUUAUUUAAAUCUAGUUAUUAUAUAAAUGUUCUGAUACGAAAACCCUGAUUUUCUAAGUGUGCCAAGAUGUUGAAAAAAACAAUGAAGGACGUUUACUUGACACUUUUUUGUAACAUAGAAAGUUACUAUUAUAAAAUGUUAUUCCUCUUAGUAAACUAUACAUUAGUUAACUAUAUUUUAUUUUUAUACUUUAAUAAACUAUUAUGUAAAUAGUUAAGUAGAAGGUGAUGAUUUGUUACCUAAUAAAAUAUUUAAAAUA